Messenger RNA from Trichoplusia ni (cabbage looper), 3616 nucleotides. RefSeq names its product stress response protein NST1-like. Gene Ontology annotation, molecular function: RNA binding. Gene Ontology annotation, cellular component: nucleoplasm. Bases 115 to 2781 code for a protein of 888 amino acids. Lineage: Eukaryota; Metazoa; Arthropoda; Insecta; Lepidoptera; Noctuidae. Gene Ontology annotation, biological process: RNA processing. The transcript has 12 exons. The record is from RefSeq and is a predicted model, not a curated record.
UGGACGUCUCUAUUAGAGUGAAGUUCGUUCAAGUUCGUAUACGUACGAGUCAAGCGGAACGAAAUUAUUUUCAUUAUUUUUCCACUUUCUGAUUAUUAAAAGCAUGUUAUAACAAUGAUUCACUUUAAAGACAGUAAAAAUAAAUCAGCGUUAAGUACAAGAUGGGCUCAGAUGUCGAAGCAAGAACAAAUAAUAGAAAGAAAGAAAAUGGAGAUACAGGCCAAACUGGAGGCUCAAAAGCAGGCUGCAGCGCUUGCCGCUCAAGCCAAACUAUCAAAUCCUAGUCCGAAAGAUGAUAAAGGUUCAGUCAAUAUAUUCUCCAAUGAUGGCAGCUUCAUGAACCAGUUUAAAGCAUUGUUAGAAAAACAAAAACAAGACAAACAGGAUAAAGAAGAACAAGAGAAGCAACAGAGUGAUGAUGAGGCUAAAUCUAUCAAAACAGAGUUUAAGGAGUCCUCUCCUGUUGAUGAUGAAUUUGACAGAGACUAUGCUAAUAAUAAUGAUGACAGAAGGAAAUCGGGAGAUCGGAACCAAAGAGAUAAGCAUCGGCGUUGGAAUGAAAGGGUGCGCAACAGGCCCCAUAGUCCUAUGACUCCAGUGGUAGAAGACAGAAAGAAAAUUGUAGAUAUCAAAAAUCCUCUCUCAAUCCCGCCUCUUAUGCAGAUACCUGUAAUGCCACCCAAUAAUCAAUCUUCUGAUUCUGAUCGCAAUCAAUGGCUUCUUUCUGCGAAAUCUGAUGAAGACCCAGAUUCUAGUUUAGAGCAAUGUCCUGGCCCUAUGGGUCCCGGUCCCGGGCAAUUACCACCUGGUCCCAUGCCUCCUGGUAUAAUGGGCCCUAGCCUGAUGGGACCUGGCCCCAACAUGGGUCCUGGACCAAAGAUGGCUCCUAAUAUGAACCUUGUUCCUAUUCCUGGCAUGUCUGGACCCAAUAUGGGACCUGGUUCUAACAUAGUACCUGGAAACAAUAUAGGACCAGGUCAAGGUCCUAAUAUCGGUCAAGGUCCUAGUAUGGGUCCAGGUCCUAGUAUGGGUCCAGGGCCUAAUAUGGGACCAGGGUCCAAUAUGGGCCCGGGUCCCAAUAUGGGUCAGGGGCCUAAUAUGGGUCCAAGACCAAAUAUGGGCCCUAGACAAAAUAUGGGCCCAGGUCCAGGUAUGGGUCCAGGGCCUAUGAUGGGACCUAGAGGCCCAAUGCCGCCUAUGCCUCCCGGCGGCCCAAUGCCUUUUAUGGGAGGUCCUCCUAAUUUCCCAAUGCCACCUAAUUUCAUGGGGCCUAAUGGCCCUGGCGGGCCUUGUGGCCCUAUGCCACCAAACAUGUGUGGACCUAAUAUGGGACCAGGAGGCCCUGGACCAAAUGGUCCUAUGCCUCCUUUCUUUGGUCCUCCUUUCCCUAAUCCAAUGAUGGGUCCAAAUGGUCCGCCUAAUUCCAUGAUGCCGCCUAAUCCGAUGAACAAUUCUAACAUGCCAUUUAUGGGUGGUAGACCCCCAUUUGGGCCUAAUGGUCCUCCUAACUUUGGAAAUAAUAACGGUCCUCCUAUGCCUCCGUUUAUGCCUCCUAACUCAAUGUCUAUGCUCCCUAACCCUGAUUCGAAACCAAUGGACGGAAAUUCAAUUAAAUCAGAAGGAAUGCCUCUACCACCACCAUUGUCAUUGAUGAACCAGAAAGAAUUGGAUACAACAGUGCCCUUCAAGCCAGCACAAGUUCUCUCUGCAGAUUCGUUGCCGCCGUCAGUCCAGCGCGCAGCCAGCGAAGUCGCCUGCAACGGUGACCACUGGGAAAAUGUGCUGAAAGCAAUACACUCACAAGAUCAAAAUUUGUGGUUCCUACACAGCACAAACUCGAACGAGUAUAAGGCGUUUAGGGAGCUAGUUUUUAAGAUCAGAGGAGAGAAGUGUGACAAGAUUGAAGUUAAACCUGAGGACAAGUAUGAACCGGAGUUUAGCUUGGAGGAUGAUGACAGCAACGAUGAUUGCAAAUAUAACAUGAAGGAUGAUAGUAGGGACAGGGACUACGGUCAAAAUCGUCCAUUCGGUAAACGUGAACCAGCGAGCUCACAAAGCGACGAGGAGUCUGACAGUAAGCGAGAGAGACGCAAGAAAAAGAAGUCUCGGUGGAGUGAUGACCCACCACCAGCCGAUAUCAAACCUCCUGGAGUGGUCGCACCUAUGCCUUCUUUGUUACCAGGUGCUAAGCUGUCUAAAAUAGAUGAGGAGGGCAUAAAGCUGUGUACAGUGAACCGCAACAACCAAGCUCUGAUGCAAUAUGCAAUGACAAAUUAUGGAACUACCAACCUUAGCCCUGAAGACUGGAAGAAGUGUGAAGAUAACUUCAAACUUAAUCUAUUAUAUCAGGACAUGUUGAAAAAGAGACAAGAAGUAGAACGCUUGGCAGCUGCUGGCAAGUACAAAUAUGAAUAUGACAGUGAUGAAGACACAAUGGAAGGCACAUGGGAACACAAGUUACGAGCUAAAGAAAUGAAUGCAACUGAGAAGUGGGCGAAUGAGUUAACGAAACAGGCAGCUGGGAAGCAUCACAUUGGCGAUUUCUUACCGCCAGAAGAAUUAAGAAAGUUUAUGGAGAAGUAUUCGGCAGUGAAAAGUGGCAAAGAGCCAGACUUGAGCGAUUACAAAGAAUUUAAACUGAAAGAAGAUAACGUCGGGUUCAAGAUGCUACAAAAGCUGGGUUGGAGUGAGGGGCAAGGACUUGGUGCGGAAGGCUCUGGAAUUGUGGAACCAAUAAACAAAAUAAUCCCCGACGACCUUACUACUAAGAAGAGUUCGUGAAAACAAAAUAUUCCCUUAGACUUUAGUGAAGUGAAGUUGGCUAUGGUGUCCAAAUUGGGUUCUGCAGAGUUUAUAAAGUUAUUAUUUCUCUUAAGAAUGAUCGCGUAUAGUUAAUUUUACUGCCAAAAUGUUUGUACAUUACAAGUUUAAUGAAUUACUUAGUACUUAAGUGUGAACUUAAAGUACAGUACAAAUUAUGUAACCCUGUACGUUAUGUACAUUAGAAUACAGCUGUACUUUUUAAGAUAAAAUAAAUAUAAAAGUAUGAUAACAGAACUGCUUGUCAUUAGGAAACGAAAACUGCCAUUCUAGCCUUUUUCCAAUAAUGUUCGGGUUAGCUUCCAGUUUUACAAGAUAUGGUCUAAAAUUGUCUAAAUAUUUAUAGAAGUUAAAUCAAGUCGUAUUAAUAAAAUUUUACUUGUGCAAAAAUUGGAAGUAAAGUAUAAGGUGUUCCGCAAUGAAAUGAACAUGAUGAUUGUUUAUGAACUUUUCAUUCAAGAUUUGACUUUAAAGUCUCUUAAAAUAAAGUUGAUAUUUUGUCUAAUUUUAUAAUCUUCCAAUUUUUGCGCAAGUUCAAUGAACUUCCAUUAAUAGGUAUUUAGGUAAUGAACUGUGAACGUAAAACAAGUCCUAAGUAAUGUGAAUCCUGUCCUACAGAUACAGCGAUUACAAGACUAUAAUAAAAUGUUUUAAUGAAUAUACAAAUUGUGUGUUUCUCUUAAGUUAUAAGUUUGUUUUAGCUAGAUGUCAAUAAAGGAGAUUAUAAUGGUUAAGGCAGUUCAAUGUUUCAUUGUCAUUUACCUGUGUUAACUUUGAAUAAGAUUUUAAUCUUGCA